GUUUUGCAUGGUGCAUUUUCGGGCGUCAGUUUUUUAAUUCGGCGUCGUGCCAGAGACGCCCAGCUGUCACGUUGUUUACGUUGACGUCACGGUUUCCCCUGGCAACAGAACGAGCCAGCUGUUCGCUCGAGAAACGUGGUCAGGGAGACGUUAAUCCACUCAGCCUGACCACGGGCCAGAAACACCAACAGCGUCGGGGGAAACAUGGGCCUGUUGUCCAUUCUUCGGAGGCUGAAGCAGUCUCCAGAACAGGAGGUGCGCUUGCUGUUGUUAGGUCUGGACAACGCUGGCAAGACCACUCUGCUGAAACAGCUGUCAGCUGAAGAUAUUAGCCACAUCACCCCCACUCAAGGAUUCAAUAUAAAGAGUGUUCAGUCCUCUGGCUUCAAGUUGAAUGUCUGGGACAUUGGAGGUCAGCGCAAAAUCCGCCCCUACUGGAGGAACUAUUUUGAGAACACAGAUGUGCUGAUCUAUGUGAUUGACAGCUCAGACAGGAAAAGGUUUGAAGAGACGAGUCUGGAGCUGGCUGAGUUGCUGGAGGAGGAGAAGCUUGCUGCCGUGCCGCUGCUAAUCUUUGCCAACAAGCAGGACCUGAUGACAGCCACCCCAGCCUCCGAGCUGGCAGAGAGUCUCAAUCUGCACACUAUCCGGGAUCGCAUGUGGCAGGUCCAGGCCUGCUCAGCAGUCACUGCUGAGGGAGUUCAGGAUGGCAUGACCUGGGUUUGCAGAAAUAUAAGAUUUCAUAAGAAAUAAUUCAGGAAGCAAAAGAUCCGUGAAGAAUUGCAGUUGCACUUUACAUUUGACCUAUCCAGUCAUUUUAUGUCAAGGACCAGAGGGUGACAGAUUGUGUUUUUUAUUUUAAUGACUAUCACGUCUUGGCAUUAUGAAAAACAUUGAGAAGAAAUUGUCAAUGCAGUCAUUGCACACAUUAACCUCUUAGCCCUGUCAAUGCAUAUCUUGAGUUGUAUAUACUGUACAAAUACUAUUUUAUUCCAACUGCUGUUUCUGCAUACAUUGUUCUUGUAAUGUGGUACUUUUAAUGUGUGGGUAUGUGGACACUGACUGUUUGAAUAAACAUUCGGUAUUUUG
Messenger RNA from Xiphias gladius (swordfish), 1089 nucleotides. Its product is annotated as ADP-ribosylation factor-like protein 3. Gene Ontology annotation, cellular component: cytoplasm; microtubule cytoskeleton. Gene Ontology annotation, molecular function: GTP binding; GTPase activity. Gene Ontology annotation, biological process: cilium assembly. Bases 205 to 753 code for a protein of 182 amino acids. The record is from RefSeq and is a predicted model, not a curated record. NCBI's taxonomy places the organism in Eukaryota, Metazoa, Chordata, Actinopteri, Istiophoriformes, Xiphiidae. The transcript has 6 exons.